AGUAUUGGAACGAGUACUGGAUCUCGCACAGCGGCCACAGCCGCCCAUACGCCACAAACUACCUCGGCCAUUUUCUCCUGACGCUGCUGCUCGUGCCGUACAUGCAGCCUGGCGGGAGCGUAGUGGUCGUGAGCAGCAUCACUGCCUGGUGGGCCGACCCCAAGUGGUUGACGAUAGGCUUCGGCGUGCCGGUUCCCAACAUAACAGAUGUGCACGAGGAUCUACAGCGCCACUACUUGGCAGACGGCAUGUACGCCGCCAGCAAAUAUGCGGCCGUGUGCUUUGGGAACACCCUCAGGCGGAAGGUCGCCAGCCAGAACAUCAGGGUCGCGGUGAUGACGCCAGGCCAGGUCGACACGGAUCUGCAGACCCAGAACCCAGACUACGCCGCCGUCAAUUGGGCCUCCGUCGACGCCGAGGAGGGCGCCCGCGUGCUCUUCGAGAGCGCGUUCGCCGCGGGCAGCGCUGCCGAGGCCGAGUUCCUGUACCCGUACUGGUUCCCCAGCCAGAUCUACAGGC
This is a messenger RNA of Prorocentrum cordatum, 519 nucleotides long. NCBI's taxonomy places the organism in Eukaryota, Dinophyceae, Prorocentrales, Prorocentraceae. The record is from the annotation of a GenBank genome assembly.